Messenger RNA from Macrosteles quadrilineatus (aster leafhopper), 4131 nucleotides. Its product is annotated as integrin beta-PS-like. Gene Ontology annotation, biological process: cell-matrix adhesion; integrin-mediated signaling pathway; cell adhesion mediated by integrin. The record is from RefSeq and is a predicted model, not a curated record. Gene Ontology annotation, cellular component: focal adhesion; cell surface; integrin complex. Gene Ontology annotation, molecular function: integrin binding. The transcript is spliced from 18 exons. Lineage: Eukaryota; Metazoa; Arthropoda; Insecta; Hemiptera; Cicadellidae. The coding region runs from base 199 to 2661 and encodes 820 amino acids.
AUUGGCCAAGAAAUGCACCUCUACGUCACACACAAUCGUCAAACAAGAGGUGUUGCCAUAUCCAUUUCGGGAGAUUUUGUUGUGACUCAAUGAGGGGGUUAUGAGUGAAUGUGUGAAUGUGCGGUAUUUGUGAGGUGAUAAAUUAGGUUUAGUAAGUUUCAUGUGUGGAUUAGCCGAGCCAAAGGUGUAAAAUUUAAUAUGGAGGUUAGACUGUGGCUCUUAUUUGUGCUGGGCUCUGCGGCGGCACAGCAAGCAGAGAAGCUAACACAGAACCCUUGUACAGUGAAGCAGACCUGCCACGAGUGUAUACAGACUCCUACCUGCGCCUGGUGCUCACAGCCCACGGGCUUUGACGACAAUAGAAAACGAUGCUUCCAGCCAGGUUCCAACCUGUUAGAGCAGUGUGACGAGGCGUAUGUAGUCAACCCUGACAACGAGUACACAUCGAUACAGCAGAGAGCGUUGAGCAAGGGCAAACAUCACUCAAUGUACACCAACUACAGCUCAUACAGCUCAUCUAGCUCAAGUUCUAGCUCUAGCUCCAGCUCAAGCUCACAGAGCCAUCAGGAUGCUGUCCAGAUCUCACCCCAACAAGUCAACUUGAAGCUGAGGAUAAAUCAAGCGUACAAGCUGGAAGUGGCUUAUGCUCAAGCGGAAGACUAUCCCGUGGAUCUCUACUACCUCAUGGACCUCAGCAAGAGUAUGGAGGAUGACAAGGAGAAACUGUCGAGUCUAGGUGAUGUCUUGGCCAGGAAGAUGCAGAGUAUUACGAGUAACUUCCGUCUGGGCUUCGGCAGCUUUGUAGACAAAGUGGUCAUGCCUUACGUCAGCACUGUGCCCAAAAAACUAGAGGAGCCUUGCGAUCAAUGCAAAAAACCUUACGGCUUUCGAAAUCACAUGAUGUUGACGACUGACACGGCCAGGUUCAACGGGGAAGUCCACAAUGCUGCAGUCUCCGGUAAUCUGGAUGCUCCAGAGGGCGGUUUUGAUGCGAUCAUGCAGGCGAUUGUCUGUCGCGAACAGAUCGGAUGGAGGGAGAAGGCUCGAAAACUACUUGUCUUCUCCACUGAUGCUGGUUUUCACUACGCUGGUGACGGAAAGCUGGGAGGCAUUGUCAAGCCCAAUGACGGUCUGUGCCAUCUGAGCAACGAUGGUACAUACACUCACUCUACUCUACAGGACUAUCCAUCUAUAUCUCAGAUAAACCUAAAAGUGAAGCAGAACGCCAUCAACAUUAUCUUCGCAGUGACUCAGGAACAGUCAGGGGUGUACCACCGACUACACAAGCAUAUAGAGGGUAGCACUAGUGGUACUCUGAGUAAUGACUCCAGCAACGUGGUGGAGCUGGUGCAGGAACAGUACGAUAAAAUCAAGUCAUCAGUGGAGAUGAAGGAUACAGCGUCCAGCAAUGUCAAGAUGACGUACUACUCUCACUGCCUCAACUCAAAUGGACCUCUCGUACAGACCAACAAAUGUGACGGGCUGAAGGUCGGAGACGAAAUUAAGUUUGAGGUGUUGGUGGAAGUAAAAGCUUGUCCGGAGGAUCCGGCCAAGUGGAAGGAAACCUUUGAAAUCUACCCAGUGGGAAUCAACGAAAGUCUUACAGUGAACCUAGAAAUGCUCUGCUCUUGUCCUUGUGAACGUCCUGGAAACCCGGGGUACAAGGAGCGAGCUGAGGAGUGUUCAGGAGUGGGUACCUACACCUGUGGUAUCUGUGAAUGUGACGCUUCUCACUUCGGCAGAACUUGCGAGUGUAGCAGUGAUAACAUCAAGGGCAGCGAACAGGACUUGACUGCUGGAUGCCGACCAGACAACACUACAAUGGUGGACUGUUCAGGCAGAGGCUCCUGUAUAUGUGGCCAGUGCUACUGUGACUCUAGGCAGAAUGAGGGAGAGAAAAUCACUGGGCAAUUCUGUGAGUGUGACAACUUCUCAUGUGACCGACACAACGGAGUGUUGUGUUCAGGACCUGACCACGGCACUUGUGAGUGUGGCAAGUGUAUAUGUAACCCAGGCUGGACAGGCAGUGCGUGCGACUGUAGGGCCACCAAUGACACUUGUAUACCUCCAGGUGGUGGAGAGAUCUGCAGCGGCCACGGCACCUGUGAGUGUGGCGCCUGCAAGUGUAAGAGCGACCAGAACGGCCACUUCAGCGGACGCUAUUGCGACAAGUGCCCAACUUGCCCUGGGAGAUGUGAGGAGUUCAAACACUGCGUCCAGUGUCAGGUGUACAAAACUGGGCCAUUCACAGAGGAGGAAUGUGCCAAGAAUUGUACUUUUGUACCCAACGUUGUGGAUGUUGUGGAAGACCGUGAAGACCUAGAUGAAAAUUACUGUACUUACUAUGAUGAAGAUGACUGCCGCUUCGCUUAUGUGUACUCCUACGAUGAGAAGGGAAAGGAGAUAAUCACGGCACAGAAAGAGAGGGAAUGUCCUCCACAAGUUUAUGUCCUAGGUAUUGUACUGGGAGUGAUCGGGGCAAUAGUGUUGAUUGGAUUGGCACUACUGCUGCUGUGGAAGUUGGUUACCACCAUUCAUGACCGGAGGGAGUUCGCCAAGUUUGAGAAAGAGAGGUCCAUGGCAAAAUGGGAUACGGGUGAGAAUCCAAUCUACAAGCAAGCCACUUCGACCUUCAAGAACCCGACUUACGCUGGAAAGUGAUCUCCUAGUGCCAUUGCUUCUAAGUAACCUGUGUUCAUCUUAAAUUAGAACAUAUAGUAGAACACACCUUCUGUCAAUUGAUUUUGUGGAACAUUUUUUCAUCUCCUUUAAACAUGUGACAAGUUUCUACAUUGUUUUCUAUGUCAUAAAAAGUAGGGGAAAUAAUUUGUUGACUGAUUCUGUAGCUUUAAAAGUUCACCAACGUAAAAUUCCUGGAGUUUAAGAAAUGUUUCAUAAAAUUAUUUUACAUCCAUUUGAUCCACGGAGGUGUAGAUGUCUAGUUUCUCUUUCUUAGAUAACAUAGUGAGUAGCAACACUUUUCACUCCUUAUGUGAGAAACAUGUGUGAAACAAAAUAUGCACAUUUUGUAGUUACUUGGUAAAACUACCAAUUUAGGCCUAUCUCCUAUAAAAGGUUAAGCAUUAUAAAUUACAAUUUCACAUUUUAUUACUAAAUACAAUUUUUAUUUUAACAGCAAAAUUAAGAAUCGUAUUGUACAGUUGCGAAAAAUUGUAUUUAGAAUGUCCAGCACAGUAAAAAAAUGUUAAACAUUAGUAACAACUGGAGAAUAAAUUGCAAAUAAUGUGCUAUGCAUCCUAAUGAUGUUUCAGUAAUUAUAAGUCAAUUAAUUUGUACAUAACACUGUAACAUAUUUUUAAGCAUAGUUGAUUAAUUGUUAUUAUUAUUAAUUUAGAUGUAUUUAUUUAAGAUUAUGUUAAGAUAUGUAACAGACUUGCUAUUUAUAAAGGCUUUGUUAAAGCCUGCCUCAGUCAUUUUAGUGUUAGAUGUACAUAAUGGCCUUUAAUAACCUUUACGCCUGCUUUUAGAGAUUUUUAUGUCAUUAUUCAUGUUGCUUUUGAUGUGAGAUUUUAUUUAUUCUCUUUGUAUUAUUGCAAAUGUUAAUGUAUGUACUUAUAGUUUUUUACUUAAAUGAACUAACUUUACAAUUGUGUUAACUAGUUUGCUAUGAAGCAGAAUAGAAAGAUUUGAGCUUCCCACAGAAAUAAUUCAGUAAAGUGUCUUCCACAAGUACAAGCAAACAUUUUGUAGACUUAAUAAAACAGCCUUUAAAUGCCUUAAGGAUUGCCUUCCAACAAUUUUAGAAAUGUACUUUUGGACCCGGAUUUAAUAUUUCAUAUGUAUACUUAAAAUAGCCUUUGUUUUUCUCUUUAUGUAUUAAAAGGUUAUUAUUUUUAUACAAAUGACAUAAAAGACUUUUAUUUUGCCUAGAAAAAAAAACUUUAUUAUUUUUUAUAUGCUUUUUUGGGAUUUUAUAUUUUUAAAGAUUAAGAACGUUUUAAGGAGUUUUAUUUUAUAUAGCCCACUUAUUUUGUUGAUAAACUAAACAGAUAAUUUAUAUAUUGAUUUUUAUGCAAAGUCUGGCUGGAUAAUAAAUUUCUCCUAUUGCUGGUUUCUAAUGUAAAUUUUUCCUGUUGUUUUUAGUUUGGUUGUAUUAAUCUAAUAACAAAA